AUGCCUGUUCGCUUCUGCACCUUUAUUCGUUUCGCUCGAACGGCAGUGCUCAUUGCCUCUACACUCGCGAAACUUUUCAACCCACCCACCGUCCCGAAUAAGGUGCUGUCUUAUUCCAAGGGAAUUUUGGCGUUUUUGCAAACCGCGGUCCCUGGGGUGUACGCAUCAUCCCAGGGACGAGCCAAACAAACCGAAAGAUACACAAGGAAGGUCGCAAUUCCCUUCCCGCGCUCGAGAACCCCAUUGGCAUCCGAUCGAGACAUCGGAGGGGAAAAGCGCGUCCACUGCACAUGCGCCCCCUGUGGUUUGCAAAUCAUAUUUCCGACGGCUAAGUCGUCCCCCAACCGGCUACGCCAUCCAAAGAUUGAUGUAAGCACCUUUCUUCUUUUAGGUUUCGUGUUCCUCCCCUCGACGACGCAAGCAUAA
This is a messenger RNA of Microbotryum saponariae, 426 nucleotides long. NCBI's taxonomy places the organism in Eukaryota, Fungi, Basidiomycota, Microbotryomycetes, Microbotryales, Microbotryaceae. The record is from the annotation of a GenBank genome assembly.